Molecule: messenger RNA, 2179 nt
Organism: Elephantulus edwardii (Cape elephant shrew)
Lineage: Eukaryota; Metazoa; Chordata; Mammalia; Macroscelidea; Macroscelididae
Gene: RAD17
Product: RAD17 homolog (S. pombe)
Exons: 16
Coding region: 57-2117 (686 amino acids)
Biological process (GO): DNA repair; DNA damage checkpoint signaling; mitotic DNA replication checkpoint signaling
Cellular component (GO): nucleus; Rad17 RFC-like complex
Molecular function (GO): chromatin binding; ATP hydrolysis activity; DNA clamp loader activity
Source: RefSeq, a predicted model, not a curated record
UAUAUUUUCAUGUACUGCAGAUUAUAUAUUACGGAUGGGAACUAUCAAAGUUUAUAAUGUCAAAAACUUUUGUUAGACCAAGGCUAUCUUCAUCAAAGGUAGCUGACUGGGUAGAUCCAUCAUUUGAUGAAUUUUCAGGAACUCCAAACAUCUCUACUGCUCUUACUGCCUCAUCAUUAAGUGUCAGUAACUCAAGUCUUAGAAGAAAAAUUGUGUCUUCCACUUUAGAAAAUAGCAGAUUUCCAGUUAAAAGAGGAAAGCUGCCCUCCUUAGAACAAAUAAGCAGUCUGGAAAAUUCAAAAGAAUAUUUGCCUGAAAAUGAAUCCUGGGUGGAUAAAUAUAAGCCACAAACUCAGCAUGAACUUGCUGUACAUAAAAAGAAAAUUGAAGAAGUUGAAACUUGGUUAAGAGCUCAAGUCUUAGAAACAAAACCUAAAAAGGGUGGAGCUGGAUCUAUUUUAUUAAUAACAGGUCCUCCUGGCUGUGGAAAGACAACUACGCUAAGAAUACUAUCAAAGGAACUUGGCAUUCAAGUACAAGAGUGGGUUAAUCCGGUUUUACCAGACUUUCAAAAAGAUGAUUUUAAGGAGGUGCUUCAUUCUGAAUCAAGCCUCCGUCUAUUUCCCUAUGAGUCUCAGAUGUCAACUUUUAAAGAAUUUGUGUUAAGAGCAACUAAGUAUAAUAAGCUACAAAUGCUUGGAGAUGAUAUGAGAACGGACAAGAAGAUAAUUCUUGUUGAAGAUCUACCUAAUCAGUUUUAUCGAGAUUCUCAGAUUUUACAUGAAAUUUUAAGGAAAUAUAUCCAGAUUGGCCGAUGUCCUCUUAUAUUUAUAAUCUCUGACAGUGUGAGCGGAGAUAAUAAUCAAAGACUUCUGUUUCCCAAAGAAAUUCAAGAUGAAUGUUCUAUAGCAAAUAUCAGUUUCAAUCCUGUUGCACCAACAAUUUUGAUGAAAUUUCUUAAUCGAAUAGUCACAGUAGAAGUUAAUAAGUGUGGAAGAAAAAAUACUGCUCCUGAUAAAGCUUCUCUCGAGUUGCUGUGUCAGGGAUGUUCCGGUGAUAUCAGAAGUGCAAUAAAUAGCCUCCAGUUUUCUUUUUCAAAAGGAGAGAACAAGAUUUGGCCAAGGAAAAAAGGGCUGUCUUCGUUAAAAUCUGAUGCUGCACUGUCCAAAUCAAAACAAAGAAAAAAGCCCAACAAGGUUUUUGAAAAUCAAGAAAUCCAGGCUAUUGGUGGCAAAGACGUUUCUCUCUUUCUCUUCAGAGCUCUGGGGAAAAUACUAUAUUGUAAAAGGACACCCAUAACAGAAUUAGACUCACCUCGACUGCCUUCUCAUUUGUCAGAGCAUGAACGGGAUACAUUAGUUAUUCAACCUGAGGAGGUAGUAGAAAUGUCUCACAUGCCGGGAGAGUUGUUUAAUUUAUAUCUUCAUCAAAACUACGUAGAUUUCUUUGUGGAAAUAGAUGACCUUGUGAGAGCCACUGAAUUUCUGAGUUUUGCAGAUAUCCUCAGUGGUGACUGGAAUGCACGCUUUUUACUCAGGGAGUAUAGUACAUCGAUAUCUACAAGAGGUGUGAUACAUUCCAACAAAGCCCGAGGAUUUGCUCACUGCCAAAGAGCAGGAGCAAGUUUUCGACCCUUGCACAAACCUCAGUGGUUUCUAAUAAAUAAAAAGUAUCGAGAGAAUUGCCUAGCAGCAAGAGAACUUUUUUCUGACUUCUGCUUACCAGGUUUAUGCCUCCAAACUCAGCUCUUGCCUUACCUUGCUUUACUGACUGUUCCAAUGAGAAAUCAAGCACAGAUUUCUUUUAUUCAAGAUAUUGGAAGGCUUCCUCUAAAACGACACUUUGGAAGAUUGAAAAUGGAAGCCCUGACUGACAGAGAGCAUGGAAUGAUAGACCCUGACAGUGAAGAUGAAGCCCACCUUAAUGAAGGGCAACCUGCAGAGGAAGCUCUCGGUGGACCUGCUCAGACUGCUCAGCCGGAAGGCUGUUCUCUUCCUUUGAGUCAGAGCAGUGGGAGUGAACUGCCUGCCAGCCAGCCUCAGCCCUUCGCAGCCCAAGGGGACAUGGAAGAUGAUGAUGACAUUGUCAUAGAAGACUAUGAAAGUGAUGAAAUGUAGAAACUAGAUGGUCAGGCUAACUGCUGCUCGGCAGAUUCAUCUUCCUUUAAUGUUUUCAGUGG